UGGUGUCCCGAGUGUGGUCUCUCCCUUUUUUUAGCUAGUGACUUUUUUGUGUUAAUUCAUAUUGUAUACAAAUAUAUCAUGUAAAAAUUAUAUUUAAUUUCUUGCACAAUGGAUGAGAUAACAUCGGGACUUGAUCCCGAUGAAAUGAUGGAUCUGGAUGAGCCCGAGGGCUCUGAUCUUGAGGAAGAUGAAGAGGAGAUAAUUGAUGAUCCAGUUCCAUCCCCAUUUCAACUGCUUUCUUCUGGCCCUGGCUCCACAGCCACCUCUGUUGCUUCUUCACCAUCUAACACCGAUGAUUUCCCUACACCAUUUAAUUUUACAGGAAAACCACUCAAUAUCAAGAGGGGCCGCGGGAGGCCUAGAAGGGAGGGGGGUAAACCUAUACCGAGAACAUCUCGAGGGGGAGGAACCGGCACUACACGUAUGCGUCGUCCUCGUCCGCCUGGUUUUUCCAGGAGAGGAGGGGGUAGAAGUUUCAGGCAACCCGAUCGCACUGAAUUUGAUAUGUCUUUGUUCACUCCCUCUCCCAGCGAUGAAAUGACGAUGUUGGACCCAGAAACGGGUUCCCUGAUUUUCCAGGAGCGUGAAAGACCGCUUCCCUCCUUAGAGGAACCACCUUACUUCCCAGAACAAUGGCCUGGGAAAGUUUGUGCCUUCUGUAAUUUAGGUGAAAGAAGUCAGUUGGGACAAGGCGAUAUGUUGCGAUUGAACUGUCCUGAGAAUUUUUCUCCUCAGAAAAUGGCAUCAGAGCAGGUAACGGUAAGCCCGAUGCAAGCUCCAGAAAGGGAUUCCGGGGAUAAGAGCCCCAGGGGUCCCGUAACUUGCAGGAGGCAGAAGAGCUUCAAUAAAUGUCGGCAUCCAUCUAUGACCAGCGAAUACGUCGACGAACUGACUAUUAUCGGUUAUAAUGAAAUACCAGACGUGUCUGUAAUUUUUGAACCGGGUGGGCAAUUUUACGCGCACAGGAACUGCGCCCUGUGGUCUCACGGGGUCACUAGAGCAGAAAAUACUGCUUUGUUAAACGUGGGUCCCGUGGUUCUACAAAGUUCUUCCAAGAAGUGUUCAUUCUGCAACCAUUACGGUGCGAGCUUGAUGUGUAAUAUGGAAGGUUGCACCAAAAUUUAUCAUUUCCCUUGUGCUACAGCCUCUGGUGCCUUUCAAGAAUUGAUUUCCCUGACCACUUUCUGCAGUAGCCAUCUCGGACAAGUUGCAAUGCUCUGCGAAUCGUCUGUUUGUUACACCUGUAAAACCUUGGGGGACAUAGCGAAUUUAAUGUUUUGCUCGAUCUGCAGCACUCAUUAUCAUGGAAUUUGCGUCGGUUUGGCCCAACUGCCAGGUGUCCGGGCAGGCUGGCAAUGUAGGAAGUGCCGCUGUUGUCAGGUCUGUCGAGUAACGGGCGACGAAACCAAGUUGAUGUCUUGCGAACAGUGUGAUAAAGUGUACCAUGCCAGCUGCCAACGGCCGGUCGUUACUUCUAUUCCGAAAUAUGGAUGGAAAUGUCGGUGUUGCAGGGUCUGCGGUGAUUGCGGUUCACGCACCCCAGGAGCGGGUCUCUCGUCGCGGUGGCACGCUCACUACACCGUGUGUGAUUCCUGUUACCAGCAGAGGAACAAGGGAUUCUCCUGUCCUUUGUGCCAUCGAGCCUACCGCGCCCAUGCCCAUCGGGAGAUGGUGCAAUGCACGAUGUGCAGAAAAUUUGUCCACGGGACUUGUGACCCAGAAGCUGACUUAGUGACAUAUCAUCAAAGAAGAGAAGCUCAUCCAGAUUACGAAUAUGUGUGUUCGUAUUGCAAAAAUCUAACCCAGUCUGGACGGCAAUUAACUUCAAAACGAUCAAGUACUGACGAUCCAUCGGAGCUGUCCGUGUCCCAAGAAUCUCUCUACGAUGACACUUCAGAAUUCGACCUGCCUUCGCCGGACGAAUUCGCCCGUAACAUGGGCCUGGGCAAGGGCAAACCUUACAGUGCCAGUAAAAUAGCCAAGAAGCGAUUAGGGUUCUCCACGGGCAUGCCCGGAAGACCCAAAGGAACGGGUAAAGCGUUGCCGGGUAAAGUGGGGUUCAUGAAGCGCGCCCGUCUCACCGAGUUCGGCCGCAAACGGGGCCCCAAAGCUAAGAUGAGGGGGGUUUUUGGAGUGCCCGGUGUCGGGUUACAGAGGCCGGUCUCCGACGGGAAGAACGACGAGGAGCCGGGCGUCGAGAACCGUCUAGUGUUGUGUUCGGCGAAGGACAAGUUCGUUUUGACGCAGGAUAUUUGCGUGAUGUGCGGCGCUCUGGGGACCGACCAGGAGGGGUGUUUGAUUGCUUGCGUUCAGUGCGGGCAGUGUUAUCAUCCGUACUGCGUCAACGUUAAGGUCACCAAGGUCAUCUUGCAGAAGGGGUGGAGAUGCCUAGACUGCACGGUCUGCGAGGGCUGUGGCCAACGAAACGACGAAGGCCGUCUGAUCCUGUGCGACGACUGUGAUGUCUCCUAUCACAUUUAUUGCAUGGAUCCGCCCCUGGACUAUGUUCCCCACGGCAACUGGAAGUGCAAGUGGUGUGCCAUCUGUCAAAACUGCGGCGCCUCCGAUCCGGGCUUCAACUGCACCUGGAUGAACAGUUGGACGGAAUGCGGCCCUUGCGCCUCCCACGUCAACUGCCCGAGUUGCAACGAACCUUACAGCGAGGGAGACUUGAUCAUCCAGUGCGUUCAGUGCGAACGGUGGUUGCACGGCACCUGCGAUUUCAUAAAGACGGAAGAAGACGCGGAGAAGUGCGCUGAAGAAGGGUAUAAUUGUAUCCUUUGUAGGCCUAGGGAUGUGCCUCCGCCACAUCUGGUGCCGUCGCCUGCUGCGCCCAAGCCUCCGACGCCAACAAAGAGUCCGGAGAUGAGUAAGAACACUAAUUUCGUUAUCGACGGGAUUUGUUUGAGCGAAAUGGGGCAUAGUCUCAUUAAGUCUUUGUCUAUGGAAUACCACGGGACGAGGAAGAAGCGGAAGAAGAUUCCAACCAUCCAGGACAAAGAGGCUGGGAUUAUGGCCACUAUCGAGUCUGUCGUGGCUGGUGGAAACACAGAUAACGCGUUGGAAGAGAGCGCAAAAUUAGAGCUGGUAGACGUGAAAGAGGAGCCGCAAGAGAUGUACAAGGAAGGCAUGAUAUGGACGAAAGAGGACGGUCCGCCACCGGAAGGCUUCACCGUGUUCACCAUGGAGAGCGGAAUAUCCGUCCUCCGCCGCAAACGUCAGCGCAACUUGCAGAAGCUCGGAAUCGGCGGGUUCCUGGUCCGCAUGAGGGGCAUCAGGACCGGUCAGGACAACGACGAUAUCGACACUUUGCCCGGACAGUCGAACCCGCAAGGCGGAGAGUUAGCGACGCCUCUUCCGGCGGACGGGGAGAAACCCAGGAGGAAGCCUAUACGGAGGAAGCCGAAGAGUAAGUUGGCGGAGACGUUUCCCGCGUAUCUUCAGGAGGCGUUCUUCGGUAAAGAGCUUUUGGAUGGUAUCGAAUCGAAAAAAGAAGUAGAUAGUUGCAGCAGCGAUGAUGAGAAGGGUGACAAGUAUAAGUCUAUAAAAUUGUCGCAGGACGAACUGAUGGCUGUGGCGGCAGUUACCGCUAAACAAGAAAAACUUGGCGGAAUUUCCACAGAAACCAAAGACGGCACGAAAGAUCAAAAACUAGCCAAUCUUGUCCCUAAAGAAGAGGAUGAUGACAAUACGGAGGACCUCAAAGAUGUCCUCGCCUUACCUGGCGAUUUGCUCGAUACGGAAUUAGUGAACAGCAUCAUCAAUGAGGACGACGAUGAGUUAACUAAGAAUACUGAAUCCCUGGAAGCUUUAGAUUCGAAUCUGCCCGACGAUAAUGAACUAGCGGAUACUUUGGGCAGUUCUGGAAAUUCAAAGGAUACCAAAGAUGAAUUGAGUGAUAUUUUAGGACCACACUUUAAUUUAGAGUACAUACCGAAUAUUAAUAGUAAGGACGUGGAGGAUAUGUUCAAGGGCGUCUUGACCGACGAAUCUCAAGAAUCCCAGGAGAGUAACGCCUUUCCCAUGUCGGCUAACAGCAUGUUUUCCAAUGCCAAUGCGCAGCAACCGGUCGCGCAACAUCCGAUCGUCACGCCGCCCGUUCGGCCGACCACUUUGUCGGGCAUCAACCAGAGCAACCUGAAUUCUCCGGUCAGCUUCCCGCCUCCAUCCCCUUACCACUCCGAAUAUAGCAAUAGCCCCCAGUUCAGCCCGGCCUUCUCGGAGCCGCCCAGCCCGUGGGUGAACGUGAACGAACACCCCGACAUCGACAGCACCAACGUCGGUGUGCCCUCGACUUACAACCAGCGUUCCUCGGAGAAGAUGAGAGCGGACGAGGGCCUGGGUAACGGCGCCACCAUAUCCGCCGUGCUGUACGCCAACAUGAACCACCCGGAGUGGAAGACGGAGUACCCUAAUUGGUCGGACAGGUACAAGCAGAUAAUCAAGAAGUGGAGGACGUUGAGCCAGGAGCAGAAGGCGCCGUUCCUUCAGCAGGCGAGGGACAACAGGAGUCAGCUGAGGAUGAAGAAGGCGCAGCAGUCACAGACCACCAAGGACAACACCGCCACCUCCUCGAGCGCGGCGGCCAAGCCACCUCCCGUUGUUCCGGCCCUGGUCACCAGCCUUGCGACCACCCAAGCGGUGCCUCCUCCGGCCCCCCCAGCUCCAGUGUCAGAGGAUCAAGAAAAGAUCGCCUUGCAGCAAAAGUCGGCUCGUGAGGCUGAACAGGAGAGACAGUGGAAACAGUUGCAGGCUAUGAGGCAGCAGCAGGCUCAGCAGCAGCAACACGUUAUCCAUGAACAACGUGUUCAAGCGAUUGCGAGAGUCCAACGGCAGAUAAGCACGGACCCGAAUCAACCUUUCAUUCAGGAUCAGCAGAGCCCCCUGCAAGCGACAACUCCGCAAGAUCUUAGCCCCGUAACUUCCCCCUCCCCAAUUUCCCGACCGUUCCUAGGUAUUAAAUCGCCAACUUUCCCCCUCCCUUCGCCUAUAUCGGCCCCACCUAUCAGACCACCGACACCUUCACAAUCCCCACACGAUUUUCCUCAACCUACGACACCCGACAACAAUGAUCCGUAUGCACAAGCCCCUGCUACUCCUAAACCAAUAUUUCAGCCCAGGUUGCCCGCCGAUCCGUACGCUCAUCAGCCUGCAACUCCCAGACCACAAUUUCCCAUCAACAGGCCACCCAUACAGGGUUUUGGAAGUAUACGUCCCGAGCAGCAGGAGGUCAACAUCAACCGGCAACUGCGAGACCUUUUACAGAGACAGCAGUUUAAAAAAUUGGAUGAAUUGCUUCCUGGUAAAACGCAACAACGUGUUUGGCCACCGGUCGAAAAUCAAGAUGCCGAAACACCGACAACCACGGUAGUGUCGAGCGCAGACGGUACAUUCAGGCAGCCAUUGCCACCGAGCGUUAUGAGGCCGAGAAUGACCGUUUCCGUAGGGAACAGACCCAUUAUGAACACCAAUCCCAUGAGAUUGCAACAGAUCGAUCCUCGAAUCCAAGGUUUAGACCCGAGGAUGCGGUUAAUAAUACAACAGCAGCAGGUAAUACAAUCCGGUGAUUCGGUAUUACCACGUUUUAACGUUUAUUUACAGCAACGUUUAGCACACACCAGCGCGCAGGGUAUCCAGCAACAGUUCGUGAGGUUCUUGCCCGGAGCGGUGAGGCCGACCACGGUGGAACAAUUUGAACUACUGCAUCGUCAGAAUCAAUUACAGAAUCAGAACCGUGCGGCAGAUCUGAGUACGGGCCCGCGAUUACCCAUUAACCAAAAUAGCGUCGUUCAGAGGCCCCCGCUGACUCAACCACCCACCGUCACAACAGCCGCUGGUGCUCCCGAAAACAACGUGAACGAAGAAGGCAUUCCGGAUAACGUAACUGCCGAGUUGGAGAAGCUGGAGCAAGAAACAGGUACGAUGGUUGAGCUGCAAGGCGUAAGCGACAUCUUAGGCGGUCUGGGCGAUGACGACGACGAACUAUUGGCUGAAAUGGGGGCUGACUUCAACAUUCUAGAAUACGCCGAUCCGGAACUAGAAACUCUGACCGGAGGCAAAACAAAUAUCCUAGAUCUGGAACUGGAAGAAGAGCCGAUAAAGAAGGACAAUAAAAAUAGUGCACCGGCAACGACUUCUACGCAAAAACAACCGGUGACGACAACCGCAACGGCCACAGCCGUCCUGAAAAAAGACACCACGCCAGUUCCCUCGAAACCAGCGCCUCUACCGAUGCAAACCCCGGAGCAAGUGGGAAACCUACCGCCGCCUCCCCCGUUGGCGACUUCCCAGUCCCAACAAGUAGCACAGCAGCAGCAGCAGGCGCCACAUCCCCCUCCAACCCAGCAGCCUCCCCCGCAGCCCCAGCCGAUGCCGCCGCAGCAUUUAACGCCUCAGCAGAUCCAUCAGCAGAUGUUGCAUCAGGUGCAGCAGGCUGCCGCGCAGGGCAGACCAAUGCCUCCCGGGUCCAAAAUGCAGACACCAGAUGGCGUGAUUGGCAUUGUUAUGCCUAAUAACACCGUGCAGCUGCAAGUGCCGCCGAAUUAUCAGCAAAGGUUCAUCCUCCAACAAUUACAACACCAAAAACUACAAAUGAGAGUAGGACAGGCUGGGCCUCGGAUGAUGUCCGUCCAGGUCUCCCCAUCGCAGCAGCUGCAUCCCCCACCCGUAGGUCUCCCCGCAGGGCCCAGGAUGGGGGCAGCAGCACCCCCGCCGCCGCCUCCGCCAUACCCGGGACCUCCACCACCAUAUCCUGGCAACGUGACUCCACAACACCAGCCACAACAGACGGGAUUGAGAAUGGGGCCUGGUCAUCUCUCGUCGGGACACAUGCAUCCCAUGACACUGCAGGGUUUACCCAUGCAUCCACAUUUGCAGCGGAGACCCCUUCUCCUCGAGGAACAGCCCCUUUUGUUGGAGGACUUGCUGGAGCAAGAGAAAAGGGAGCAGGAGAAGCUACAAAACCAGCCCCCCAGCCAAGAAGUGUCCUCUUCGACGUCCGUCGAGCCCGAACCCGCGCUAUUGAGCGAUCAUGAUUUUGAGCGACUCAAAGCGGAUGUUUUCAGUAGCGGGCCAGUCGGCAUUAAUUCGCCCAUCAGUCAAGGCAGUGGGCCCAUUGCUACCCAACCGUCUUGGCAGCAAAACCAGUCGAGACCUCCCCCGGCACCGACGCCCCAAGUAACCACUGAAAUUACAACCAGAGUGCAGAUAUUUAACGCUAAUCUGAUGCCAGCGCCUCCGUUGCCUCCCGAGAAUAUCAUCACGGAACAAGACAAGCAGUCACAGAUGUUAUACGAACAGUGGCUUAAUCAUCAAAACAACGUACUUACCCAGCAGUUGCGGUAUUACGAAACUGAAGUACAAAAAUUGAGGAAGAGCAGAAAAUCGUUGAAUAGUAAGCAGCGGCAGUUGAGGAAAUCCGGCAACCAGCUGACAGAAGCGGACGCCGCGGAACUGCAACGUAUUUCUGCCGACCAGGCAAUCCUCCAGAAACACUUGGAAUCUAGCAGGAAGCAAAGCCGGCAGCACGGCAUGCUGAUACAGGAAUACCGAAACAAGCAACAAACGAAGCAGUCCGGACCGGGACAGUCGCCUUUACAGCAGAUCCACUCCCCGCUGGGUCCGCCGGCGUCUUCUCCGAUCCACCAUCCGAGUACGUCUCAGUCGCCGAUGAUGUCGCCGUCGGCAUCGCCUUUAACUCAACACAGUUCUCCGAUGAAUAGUCCCGGACCGAUAGUGUCUCACUCGCCGGGGCCCGGUUCGGUGCAGAAUCUGUUGCAGAGCCCGAGCAGCAUGCCGGGUAAUAACAUGUCGCCGAUGCAGCCCUCGCCUAGGAUCGGCACGCCGCACUCUCAAAAGAUGAAAAGCGAAUUUAUUGAUGUUCUCGAAGGUGAAGGCAGCCCAGGUCCAGUUCAGUCACCUUCUCAGGUCUGCCUUCCCCCGCCUGUACCCAGGAUGACUUCACCCCAACACAGAAGAAUGGUCACGAGCCCAGUUGCCGCACCGCAGAUGCGAUUCGUACGCACCCCUAUAGACCAUGCGGCGCUCCAGCAAAGGGUCCGACUGCAAUCGUCUUUACAAAAUUUCCAGCAGAAACCCGGCACGCCUUCGCCUCUGAACAGCCCUCCAGCUCAACAAAUCAGCCAGCAAUUGCAACUCCAAAAGCAGCUCCAUCAACAAGCCUUGCUUCAACAACAGGGUUUGGACAGUGGUUCUAACGAAGGGAAUAUCUUGCACCGAGCCGCCCAGCUGCUCCAACACAGGAAUCUGCUCAGACAGCAACAGGUGGCUCAGCAGCAACAGCAGCAGUCGCAGCAACAAGCUAUCGGUCAGCCACAACCGCUCACACCCCAACAGCACCAGAUGAUGCUCCAACAACAGAAACAACUGGCACAGCAGCAGCAACAGCAGAUCGCCCAGUUGCAAGCUAGGCUCAGCCAACAGCAGAUUAAUCCUCCACAGUCGCCGAUGCCGCCGAAAAGUCCCAUGGUUAGUCAGCAAAUCAUGUCGCCACAUUCUAUGCCCGCCUCGCCCAUGCAGAUGCCGCCAAAGAGUCCAAUGGUGUCCUCGUUCGGUUCCAAUCAACCGAACCCUAAUUCUCCCGUCGCCAGAAGUCCGGCUUUCCACCAAGGGAUUCAACCUCCCAGCAGUCCGAUGACCCACAGCCAGUACCAGCCGCCUAGUUCGCCGAUGGCUAGGAGUCCGAUGUUGAAUCAAACUCAAUCGCCUCAUGGCAUUAGAAGACCUCCAAGCGCCAACAGUAGCCCAGCCAUGCCCGACAGGCCUCAUAGCGUAGAAAAUCUCGAAACCCCCAGAACGCCUUUCAGUAUGGAGCACAUGUUGCAGGAAAGUCAGAACAAUGCUAUGUCUAAACAGAACGAGAACAUGCAAAGUGGCGGGGGCAAUCCCAACAACCCCUGGAAUCCCAUACCGUCACCUCCUGGUUUCGGCAGAUUUGGGUACGUUAAACUCGGAUUGCGAGGUGGUUCCCCGAUGUGGAAUUACGGCAGGGGUGCCAAACGGAUUCCUACACCCCCUAGUACCGUCAAACCCGAAGAUAAACUGUGUGCGACCGAUUCAACCGGCAUGUCGUCACCAAUUCCAAAGCUAAAAAAGGAAUCUCAUUUAAGUAAAGUUUCGAUAUUGAAGAGGAAAUCCCCCGCGAAAACUAAUCUUCAGUCCCUAGCUAUUAGUAAAGUGGGUUCCCUGGUCAGCACGGAUUAUAAUGAAUUUGAUGAUAGUUCCUCGACACCACCGGUGACGCCUCCACCGUUACCUUCCACCAGCAGAGUGACGGGACAAAAAUCUAUCCCGAAAAAGAUACUGGUGCAUCCGGACGUAAAGGAUUCUUUAAUGGUAAUGCAUAGCGCCGAACAAAAAUCAUUGCACGUCAACGAGAUAAUGGACUACGAUGAUGAUAAUAACACUGUCUUGUCCGCCGAGGUGUCUUUAAGUGCUGCCGCACAACAAACCGACGGUGACGAUAUCGUGGAAAUCGAAACUUUAUCUCAAAGCGAUUUAGGAGGCCUGGCGAGUCCUUUGGAAUCCGAUCAAAUGACGGACGAAUAUUUACUAUUUUCGGGAAAUAUGGUAGUCGAAGAAGACGAAGCCGAGGAGGAAUAUUCAGAAGAGAAUAUGCAUAUCGUAAUACGCAGUCCAACAACCAGCGAUGACGAGUUCAUAAUGCAAGGAAAAACGAAAAAAUAUAACAUUGUGGGUCAUCCUGAUCAUCUUUUAGGAAUAGCCGACACACCGGAGUCUCCUGAGCAGGAGGAUAUGAACGUUGAUCCUUCGCCAGAACCUGCAGAUGACGAUGUGCUGGAAUCGGAAAUAUUAAUAAUAGAUCCGAACGCUAAGUCUCCCGAAGACUCCAUAUCGACCAAAGAGGACUUUGAAGAGCUGAUAGAUGAAGGGUCGAGGAAGGAUAAUCUCCGUAAACGAAGCGAAGUUAUUACCGCAAAACAUAUCAGUGACUUUCAUAAAUACGCCAGCAUCUUCAAUUAUACCAAGAACUUACAAACGGCCGCAGCAACAUCUGGCGUGAAUACUGCUAGAAUUGCUAACGUCAUGACUCAGAAACUUUCUUCAAAGAUAUCUUUGAUAGCGAGUCCGGUAGUGCAGAAUCUAACUGCCCCUCCUAAAACUACCGCAGAAAAACUAAUUCUGGCGCAGAACGCAAAAGUUGUUAAUGCCACCAACACGUCCAAGGUUACCAGCAUUAUUUUAGCACAUAACAAUGCUGUUAGAGGGAACGUAUUAAGUGUACCGAAUAUCGUCACCACAAUUCCACCUGCCAUAAAAAUAGUCAGUGCCAGCACUUCUCAAAUAGCUUCUAUCCUACCCUCGAAGUUCACCGUCCCUGUAAUAAGUGCAAGCGCCGUACGGCAACUUCCGAACGUUAAAGUUAUCGAUAAACCUUCGUCCUCGUUAUCGUUAACAACGCACGACAGCUCUUUACCGAAGAAAAUAUUUGAGGACGACUCUGUGUCGCCAGACAGUUCGAACUGUGAAGACGACAAGUCAAAGGAUUCUUCGGAUGAAAAGUCAAAAACCGACUCGCCAACCGCAGACGAUUCAAAACCACCUCUUUUUGCAAAAAAUGCUGACUUGUCGGACAAGAAUAUAUCCGCAGCAAGCAGUAAGCCUGCAUUGGAAAUUAAAGGUGAUAGAAAGCACGAGGAGAAGUUAAAGGAAGCAAAAAUGAGAGACAAAACUCCGCCUUCAAGAAAAGUAGAACAUCUCACUAUCACAAGUUUAGUAACUAAGGAACAAGCACAAAAGCAGAGGGUACCCAGUCCGAUUAUAUCAAAAACGUCUCCACCUGUAAUAAUUCAUAAUACUCCAGAAUUGAAAAUGACAGCUCAGGUCAUCCAAGAAACACAGCCCCAUAUGCAGAUUACCGCUACAACAGAAACUGUGGAUGCUUUCGACGGGUCUACAGAAGACACAAAGUCUGUCGUUAUAUCUAUUCCUUCACCAACUCCUUCUCAGGAACAAAUGCUCGAUAAUAUUGCACUGCAAGCUCUGGAGAACCGUAGCAGGAGGGAGUUCGAGUCCUUCGAAGACGUUCUAGACAUGAUCGAGAACAUUACAGCAGAACCACCGGCAAUUCUAGAAGAAAACGUUACCAUUAAAGAACAGUUUAAACCGGAGCACAGAAUAGUAGAAGAAAACAAAAUUUUAGAAGUUAAGGAAAAGGUAGAGCCUCCAAAAGAAGCACAAACUCAAACCAGUAAAAUUGAGACCCAAGUGGCGGUGAACGUUUCAACAUCUAGCAAAUCCUCCGUUGUCCCUCAGCUUUCCCCACUCUCUCAACCGACGGACUUAACGACAAACAUGGCCAAUGCCUCACAACAACUCAGAACUUUACUGUCCUCACUACAGACGACCUCAACAUCGGCACCGACGAACGUAGAGUCUAUCGUAAAAAAUAUAGGUCAUAAAAUUGUUAGCAGUGCCUCUCCCACAGCUUCUUCACCGAUCGUGGCCUCUAGAGUGAUUCAACAAGCUGGAAAACAGCCUCCGGUUGUAACCAGUUUAAAUACCGUUAUAGUGCCGAAUAUGAAACCCAAACCUACCCCUGUAACGACAAAUCCUCCAAGGUCCAGUCCGAUAAGGACGCAACACAUUGCAUCCUCAACGUCGAGCGGUACAUCAACCUUAAGUUUUCUCUCAACUCGGACUGUGGGUGGCAUUCAUCUCAUGCCCGAUCAUCCCAAGUUACCGCCAGUAACUAGCGUUAUAGGAUCUCAACAGACUUCGUCUAGUAUCACAACGCUGUCGAGCAUCACUCAGAAGAGCUUAGUCACGUCUAGUCCAAUAACAACUACCAGUGAGUCGAGAAAACCGUCGCUAACCCUAACGGCAAUGUUGCAAAACCAACCGGCAGCCACUAUGACCACCAAAUCUUCAGCCGACACGAUCACCGCAGCCAGUUUGUUGGGUUCUCCGAUAAGUAUCGCAAAAACAGGGUUCACGACCGCACUAGUACAAGCUCAACCUAAUGUUGUGGUUUCUCCUGUAACCACGAACAAUAUGGUGCCUCAGAGUGUUGCAAAUUUGAAUAAUCCCUCGGUAAUAGCGACGCCUAGUUCGAUGUUCAGACCGACAGCAUCGACUACAAACUUACUGCACACCCAACUAACCAAAGUAAGACCUAAAAUCAUAGAGGAACCCAAAGAAAUAAAACUUGAGGAAGUGAAACAAGAACUGCCGGAUAUUUCCACUAGUCUUGAAGACAACAAAAUAGCUUUGAUCAAACAGGAAUUAACGGGAUGCAAGUAUUCCAGCAUUCCUACACCUAUAUGUAACAGAACCGAGGACUCCCAGAACGUGCUACUGAAGAAAUUGUUGCAAAACACCGCUUGCGCUAGUACUCAGUCCCCGCCACCCAAUACGACGUCGUCAACGACCACUUCAGCUCCAACCAGUUCGAGUGCGACAAAUAUCGACAACAACCUGGCGAAAAACAGCACGCCCACAUUAUCGUCAUUAUUACCACCCGUUAUCAAAACAGAACCUCAAAUCCCCAUAACCAUAACUCAGCCGCAACAAAAAGCCGUGCAAAGGGUGACGAUUAGAGAGACUUCUUUCGUGUCUAGUCCGGUACCGCAACAAAAUAUCGCGCAAACGAGCAUCGUCACCACUCAAGCUACGCAGCAGCUACAUAUCGACGUGAAAAAAUGCUUGCCGGCAAGCAGAACGCCUAGCAGGGACGAUUUGUUGUCGCCUCAGACGCCUAGGUCUUCCUGUAGUCAGGAAUCUAGUUUACAAACUCCCCCACUGAUAAUGAAGAAGGAAUUGCCUUCGGUGAAUCAACACCAACAAAGUCCUAUUCUGACUACCCAGGAAGUCAAGAAGGAAUUUGUGGACGACUCCUCGCAACACUCCGAGGUGUCCGACCAUAGCCGAUCCGACAUACAAAUGAAAGAGGAACUGGACUCGGUCGAUCCAUCGACCGACAAAAUUAUAUUAGACAAGGAAGAACUUAAGAAGCAGAAGAGGAGGAUGUACCAACAAAAACGCAGGCAAAACCAGAUCCUUAACAAAGAAUUAUCGGGACAGCCCAAGAAGCGACCACGCAAAAACUCAAAAAUAGACGAGGACUACGACACCUACAUAGACGGAGUUCUUGCUCAACUCAGACAGUUACCUCCUAUGACGGUCUCAGAACCUGUCUUGAACCGUAAUUUCGGGGUGAUGCCAGUUUUUGGGUCCGGAGACAUGUCGAAAUUGGGAACUAAGUGUUACUCGUCGCAAUUUGGGGAUUUGAUGGGAACUUACGGAAACGCUGUGUUGCCUGGGUAUUCCGACUAUUACAAUACCAAGCCCUACGGGGAUGAAGAGCCUUUACCAGAAAAACCACCAGCUUCAACUCAGAGAGGCUUUUAUGACCAGGAGUUUCCUCUUAUUAGGUUCGACACUGAUGAAGAUAAGAAGUUUGAUCUGUUCUGUAGGGAAGACACUCCCGAUUCGAUUGUUAGCAGUUCUUCACCCGAGUGCGUACAAGUAGAGCCGCCGCAUAAGUUCCUGGGCUUGAGAUUGAUCAGCGACGAUGAAGAGGACGGAAGCGAGGAAAAAGACGUUCAAGGAAGAAUAUCACCUGUAGUGCCGAUGAUUAAACCACUUCCGAUAAGGCUGAAACCAGCUGGAGGGCUAUAUCUUAAGGAUUAUACAGACAAUAAGGAGAACAUUGACAAGGAGGUUCUUAUAAAAUCAAAGCCAGAUUCCAAACCGACAACGCCAGUGAAGGAUUCUGGAAAUGUUACUGUAACACUCACGUUGACGUCUUCGGCCGCCGAGGAUAUUAUGGGCGUACUUAGAGACCUGGCAAAUAUCCUACACAUCCCUGCGCCCACUAGUUAUCAAAUCGUUGAAAGAACGAGCACGCCCCCCAGUCAGAAAUUGGGCUUGUACAGAACGAAGGGAAAAGAUGGGAAAGAAGGAGCACCUAUUGACAUACAAAGCAUCCUUAACGGUGCCGCCAAAUUCUGCAAGCACUGCGACGUCGUGAUACUCAACAACAUGAUACGAAGGAAAGUGUCGGAUCUGCCGUUCUUAGCAAAGGACUCGGAAUUGCUGAGCGACGGGGAGGAGUUGUAUUUCUGCAGUUCCAGCUGUUACAUGCAGUUCGCUUUGAUGCAUAGAUCGCCAUCUAUUUCAGAGGACAAAGCCGCAGCCAUAAUAGACCAUCUAUCGCAGAAGGACAAAAUGGACAUGAAACACCGAAAGUCCCUGAGCGAGGUGUUUGACAACAAAGCCGUUAUUGCGCAACGCGUAAGUAUGGAUUACAGGGAUAUUAGAAAAGAGGAGCCCAUGGACACGAACGAUUUUCCGCUGUACCAACAUUCCGAACUGAAGCAUCACAAGUAUUCCGAGUCAUCCGAAUUUAAGUCGCUUAUGCCCUUAAAACCGCAUAAAAAUAUUAGGUAUAAAUUCUGGAUCCCGGGUUGCCUUCAACCAGCUCAAAAACAUAAACGGCCAACCGACAAAGAAAUUAUGGAGCUGCUGUAUAAGCUUCAAAUUACAGUCACGCCCCCCAGAAUGCCCGAUGACACGAGAAAGUGCAUGUUCUGCCAAGGAAUUGGCGAUGGAGUUGCGGACGGUCCCGCGCGUCUCCUUAACUUCGACGUGGACAAAUGGGUGCAUCUAAACUGUGGGCUUUGGUCGGACGGGGUCUACGAAACCGUGAACGGCGCCCUGAUGAACUUAGAAAACGCCAUUCAAAUGAGCCUCGUGACCAACUGCAUCCACUGCAACAAAUUCGGAGCAACAAUCCGCUGCUUCAAAACGAGGUGCACGAGCGUUUACCAUCUGAGCUGCGCCGUCAAAGACAGAUGUGUAUUUUUCAAGAACAAGACCGUCUAUUGUACCGUUCACGUUCCCAAGAACGAGAAAGAUAACGAGCUGACGACACUGUCCGUUUCGCGAAGGGUAUAUGUCAACAGGGACGAAAAUCGUCAGGUGGCCGCUAUAAUGCACCACUCAGACACCAACAACUUGCUUCGGGUAGGAAGCCUGAUAUUCCUCAACGUCGGGCAAUUGCUUCCGCACCAAUUGCAGAACUUCCACACCCCGAACUAUAUCUAUCCCAUCGGUUACAAGAUCAUCCGGUUCUUCUGGAGCAUGCGCCGGUUGAACAAACGGUGUAGGUACAUUUGUUCGAUACACGACGUGUGCGGCAGACCGGAAUUCAGGGUGCUCAUUCAGGAGCAGCCGGAAGAAGACGUUGAGUACAAAGAUCAAACACCAAGAGGGGUGUGGUUGAGAAUCGUCGAACAGAUCUCCGCUUUGAGAAAAGAGAACAGCUGCUUGCAGAUGUUCCCUAAGUUCGCGACGGGAGAGGAUUUGUUCGGCCUCACGGAACCCGCCAUCGUUCGGGUACUGGAAAGCCUUCCCGGCAUCGAAACCCUCACCGAUUACAAGUUCAAAUAUGGGAGGAAUCCAUUAUUAGAGCUGCCUCUGGCUAUUAACCCGUCGGGAGCCGCCAGGACCGAGCCCAGGCUUAGGAAUCAGAUGCACUGGAAGAGGCCGCACACGCAGCGCACCAUGGGGGCGACGGUGAGGCCUCUUUUUGGGCCGUCACCGUCGGGGCCCAGCAUAAGUAACAGCAGCCUGGGGGAGAUGUCGUGUCCGUACAGUAAACAGUUUGUGCAUUCAAAGAGCUCCCAGUACAAGAAGAUGAAGCAGGAGUGGAGGAAUAACGUGUAUUUGGCGAGGUCUAAAAUCCAAGGUUUGGGUCUGUACGCGGCACGGGAUUUGGAAAAGCAUACCAUGGUGAUAGAGUACAUCGGCGAGAUCAUCAGAACCGAGUUGGCUGAAUGCAGGGAAAAGCAGUACGAGGCGAAGAACCGAGGCAUAUACAUGUUCAGAUUGGACGAAGAGAGGGUGGUAGACGCCACUCUUUGCGGUGGCUUGGCCCGGUACAUUAACCAUUCGUGCAACCCGAAUUGUGUUGCUGAAACCGUCGAGGUGGAGAGGGACGUUAGAAUCAUUAUUUUCGCAAAACGGAGGAUUCAGAGAGGAGAGGAGUUGUCUUACGAUUACAAGUUCGACAUCGAGGACGACCAACACAAAAUAUCGUGUAUGUGUGGCGCGCCGAACUGCCGAAAGUGGAUGAAUUAGUUAAAUAUUUUCGUUUGCAUAUAUAUUUGUAAUGAUUGUAUAAAAAAAUUUCUUGUUACGACGUAUUAGUUGGUUUACGUGUACAUAAUCAAUUAAUUUGUUAUUUGUGUGUAUGUAACAGAAUUGAAACAGACUGUUUGCGGUGCCAUUUUAUUAACCCGUUCUUCAAUGCAUUCCAUAAUGUCUACUUUCUUACUGAUGUCGUGCGACGUAUUUAUACAUGAAUAUAACAAGCAUUUAUAUAUUUUAAUAUAUGAAGCAGUUAGCUUAGGUUAGGGACCAAAUUAGUAGCGACGUAUCCCCGACCUUUUGAUGUACAUAGUCUGUCUCCCGAUUAUUUAUUUUUUCACGUUGUGCUCUAGUGUAGAUGAACUGUAUUUAUAUACACUUUUCUUUUGAUCGUAUAGGUUGAGCUGAAGAUCAGUUUUUAAAGGUAUAAUCGAUGGUGAUUUCAUGAGAUUUUCUUUUAGCCUAACCUAUAAACUAGCCCCUUAUUGCCUUAUUAACUUUUUUUUCACUAGAGAUUGCUGUGCAAUAUAUUCCCGAAGCAUUACCUUGCACUUUUACGAUGAUUUGUAGUUGUAUCAUGUGUAGUUAAUUUUUAAACGGACAUAGUCCUUGUUGUUAAUUUUUUAGUGUAUAUUUUGUUUAUAUUUUUUUUUAUGAUUUAUCGAUAUGAUUUUGAAUGCUAUUACGACAAUAAUAUAUUGGAUUUAUGAAAUUAUUUUUACGUCAGUGCUGAAUAAAUGCAUCCUUUGCGUUUCUCGUGACUUGUUGGCAUUUUUUAUAGUUUUUAUAUUAGGAAAGUGACAAUCACUUAACUGUAGCAUAAUUUGUAUUAAAGCACUACCUGAUUAAUGUUUAAUUGUUUAUGUACAAAUAUCAAGUAUUGUAUAUGCAAUUUAGUGUAUAUAUCUCUUUCGAGAAAAUAGAAAUUUAUAAAUUUC
Messenger RNA from Anoplophora glabripennis (Asian longhorned beetle), 17069 nucleotides. RefSeq names its product histone-lysine N-methyltransferase 2C. NCBI's taxonomy places the organism in Eukaryota, Metazoa, Arthropoda, Insecta, Coleoptera, Cerambycidae. Bases 109 to 16122 code for a protein of 5337 amino acids. Gene Ontology annotation, biological process: positive regulation of transcription by RNA polymerase II. The record is from RefSeq and is a predicted model, not a curated record. The transcript has 35 exons. Gene Ontology annotation, molecular function: histone binding; transcription coactivator activity; histone H3K4 methyltransferase activity. Gene Ontology annotation, cellular component: nucleus; MLL3/4 complex.